Messenger RNA from Chrysochloris asiatica (Cape golden mole), 743 nucleotides. It is a transcript of the gene DESI1, whose product is annotated as desumoylating isopeptidase 1. Bases 70 to 576 code for a protein of 168 amino acids. NCBI's taxonomy places the organism in Eukaryota, Metazoa, Chordata, Mammalia, Afrosoricida, Chrysochloridae. The record is from RefSeq and is a predicted model, not a curated record. The transcript is spliced from 6 exons. Gene Ontology annotation, molecular function: peptidase activity. Gene Ontology annotation, biological process: protein modification by small protein removal.
GGUACGGGAAGGUCCGAGUCGCUGCCGGGUGCCCGAGGGACGUCGUGGCCGUCUCCGCCACGGGUCCCGAUGGAGCCGCCGAAUCUCUAUCCGGUGAAGCUCUACGUGUACGACCUGUCUAAGGGCCUGGCCCGGAGGCUCAGCCCCAUCAUGCUGGGGAAACAGCUGGAAGGCAUCUGGCAUACCUCCAUAGUUGUGCACAAGGAUGAGUUCUUCUUUGGCAGCGGCGGUAUCUCCAGCUGUCCCCCGGGAGGGACAUUGCUCGGGCCUCCAGACUCUGUGGUAGAUGUGGGGAGCACAGAAGUCACCGAAGAAAUCUUUCUGGAGUACCUGUCUUCUCUGGGGGAGUCUCUGUUUCGGGGUGAGGCCUACAACCUCUUUGAACACAACUGUAACACCUUCAGCAAUGAAGUAGCCCAGUUUCUGACUGGGCGGAAGAUCCCUUCUUACAUCACUGACCUUCCCUCUGAAGUUCUCUCCACGCCCUUUGGACAGGCACUGCGUCCCCUCCUGGACUCCAUCCAGAUCCAGCCUCCCGGAGGAAACAAUAUCGGCAGAGCCAAUGGCCAGAGCUAACAGGACUGCAUGGGACCGCCCUGCCUCAUCAGGGCUUUGCCUUUUUAAACAAAACAAACCCUAACCAGAUUUCUAUUUUAUAAUUUUACAUCAGAGCUAACAACCAGGGGACGGCUUGUUACAUUUCCCAGGGAAGGAGAUCUUCAGGCUGCAUGUAGGACAAUGCU